Messenger RNA from Penicillium brasilianum, 339 nucleotides. The record is from the annotation of a GenBank genome assembly. Lineage: Eukaryota; Fungi; Ascomycota; Eurotiomycetes; Eurotiales; Aspergillaceae.
AUGGACCGCCGACCGUCGAUCAACCACCAAUCAGCAUCGACCAACAAAGUCCCAACUCCAUGCGCAAAAGCCCCAGUCAGACGAUCAUCCUCGUGCGAUUCCCCCCAAGAAUUUCCCAAAGCAUCGAGCUCAUCGGAUACCAACGGGCGAGAUGACGGAAACUACAGUCGCCAACUCCAGGCAGCUUCGACAGAGCUCCUCAACGACGAACGAGUGGGACUAGGGUCCAAAGCGGGACGAACCCUUCAAAAUGUCCUUAUGGAUACUGAACACCGGUUGAAGGAGCAGAGGAGGCAGUCGCUUCAUCAGCCGGGUCACAAGACGUUGACAACUAGUUAA